Lotus japonicus is the source of this 1955-nucleotide messenger RNA. Its product is annotated as serine/threonine-protein kinase BSK1-like. Gene Ontology annotation, molecular function: ATP binding; protein binding; protein kinase activity. NCBI's taxonomy places the organism in Eukaryota, Viridiplantae, Streptophyta, Magnoliopsida, Fabales, Fabaceae. Gene Ontology annotation, biological process: protein phosphorylation; brassinosteroid mediated signaling pathway. The transcript is spliced from 9 exons. Bases 357 to 1748 code for a protein of 463 amino acids. The record is from RefSeq and is a predicted model, not a curated record.
AGAAAACAGAGAGCGACAAGAAGGUUUUUUGUCAGUGCAGAUAGAGAGAGGACGAGACAAGUGAGAGAGAAAGAGAAAAUGAAGAAGAAGAAGAAGAAGAAAAGAAAUGAAACCUCUUCGACCUCUUUCUCCUGAUCCCACAUACAUAAACACGGGUGCGUAUGUUGUGCUGUCGUUAGGACCAUUUGCGUAUUCCUCUUGUUUUCUUCUUCUUCUCUGCGGUGCCGCCAUUGUUGCUUUCUUCUCAGUCACGCUCUAACCAAUGGGAUGUUGCCAAUCUUGCCCUUGCAUCCCCAACCAUUCAACUCCUCAUCAACACAGCAACCUCGAUAACAGUGUUGUUGCAUCUUCCUCCAAUGCCGACGUGCCGGCGUUCUCGGAAUUCUCACUCUCCGACCUCAAAUCCGCCACCAACAGCUUCAGCUCCGAUCACAUCGUCUCCGAGAGCGGCGAGAAAGCUUCCAAUGUCGUCUACAGAGGUCGCCUCCACAACAGCCAUAACCGUCGCUGGAUUGCUGUUAAGCGCUUUUCCAAAUUCGCCUGGCCUGAUCCUAAGCAGUUCGCUGUAUGAUGAAGCUUGGGGAGUGGGGAAAUUACGACACCGUAGAGUUGCCAAUUUGAUUGGUUAUUGCUGUGAUGGGGAUGAGAGGCUCUUAGUUGCAGAGUACAUGCCCAACCACACUCUAGCCAAACAUCUUUUCCACUGGGAAAAUCGGACAAUUGAGUGGAACAUGCGGUUAAGAGUUGCCCUAUUCAUCAGUGAAGCAUUAGACUAUUGUAGUAUCAAAGGUUAUCCAUUGUACCAUGACUUGAAUGCUUACAGAGUUUUAUUUGAUGAGAAUGGUGAUCCCCGACUUUCAUGUUUUGGUUUGAUUAAGAACAGCAGGGACGGGAAAAGUUAUAGCACAAAUCUUGCUUAUACUCCUCCUGAGUAUCUGAGAAAUGGGAGGGUGACCCCAGAAAGUAUCAUUUUCAGCUUUGGGACUGUGUUAUUGGAUCUUCUAAGUGGCAAGCAUAUCCCUCCAACUCAUGCUCUUGACAUGAUAAGAGGUAAAAAUAUUCAACUCCUCAUGGAUUCACAUUUGGAGGGAAACUUUUCAACAGAAGAGGCUAUUGUGGUUUUCGAUCUUGCCUCAAAAUGUUUGCAGUAUGAACCUCGGGAGCGGCCCAAGACCAAGGACCUUGUUACAACACUUUUGGCACUACAAACUAAACAAGAUGUUCCAUCGUAUGUUAUGCUUGGAAUUGCAAAGCAUGAGGAAACACCUCCUACCCCACAGCAUCCUCUAUCUCCAAUGGGUGAUGCUUGUUCUCGCAUGGACUUGACUGCAAUUCAUCAGAUUUUGUUGAUGACCAACUACAGAGAUGACGAAGGGAAUAAUGAGUUAUCCUUCCAAGAAUGGACGCAGCAAACGAGGGAUAUGUUGGAGGCUAGAAAGCGCGGUGACUUGGCCUUUCGGGACAAGGAUUUCAAAACUGCAAUUGAGUGUUACUCUCAGUUCAUUGGUGUUGGAACCAUGAUCUCCCCAACUGUCUAUGCACGAAGAAGUCUUUGCCAUCUCUUUUGCGACCAACCAGAUGCUGCUCUCAGAGAUGCAAUGCAAGCUCAAUGUGUCUAUCCUGACUGGUCCGUGGCAUUUUACAUGCAGGCGGUUGCUCUUUCCAAAUUAAACAUGAAUAAGGACACAGCUGACAUGUUAAGAGAGGCCUCUGCUCUGGAAGAGAAAGGGCAACCAAGAGGCAAAUGAACUUUUCAAUUGAAACCACUUUUAUCGUCAAAUGAGGCAAUCCUAUUUGAGCCGGUGGUAAAACUAUUCCUACAAAGUAAAACUAUUCCUACAAGUAUUUACUGGACUAAGAUUCAUAAUAUUUUUGUGCUUCAGCAGCAAACCCCUGUCGAAACUUGAAAUUGGAGAUUCAUUUCACUCAAAGGUGUAACAUAGAGGAAGGAAGAA